Messenger RNA from Xiphophorus maculatus (southern platyfish), 3092 nucleotides. RefSeq names its product DnaJ heat shock protein family (Hsp40) member C14 (gene dnajc14). Gene Ontology annotation, molecular function: dopamine receptor binding. The coding region runs from base 219 to 2156 and encodes 645 amino acids. The record is from RefSeq and is a predicted model, not a curated record. The transcript is spliced from 7 exons. Lineage: Eukaryota; Metazoa; Chordata; Actinopteri; Cyprinodontiformes; Poeciliidae.
UGUCAGAAAACCAUAGAAGGAAUUAGAGGAGAAAAAGAAACAGUUGGCUUUCUGUUCACAAACAAGGUUACACAUUCAUCUUAAAGGUGGCCAAUUUCAUAAUGUUGGCUGUGAGGAACCCCAGUUUAAUUUUGAUAUGAGCAAAUGGAGGAAACUCUGCAGCAGAUCAUGGAGUUAGGACCCUUUUGUCCCCUUUCAAUCUGACAACUGUAAGAGACAUGGAGAAGGAAGAGAUGGAUGAUGAGGAGGUUUGUGAUGGUGGUUUUGUCUCGGAGGCCAGUUUUACUCAGCAGCAGGCUGGAGAGAAUGAUGAGUGCACACAGGAGGAUAAUACGGCUCACUUCAACUUUCAGGAAACUCCAGUUAUUGACCCUGGAACUGGUGACGUAGAGUCAUGUGAAUCCAUGGAAGCUAAAGAGGACACAGAAGAGGUUUCAGAGGGAUUUGAACAAGACUUGGAUCAUGAGAACCCACAGCUUAUAAAUCAAGAAGAAGAUGAAGCUGCCAAGGAGCAACAGAUGAACGGAGAGUCCGGCUGGAGGGCGCUGGGAGGUGGACGGAGGUGCAAGUUGAGGAGCGGCGGCUCUCUGUUCGAGCAGAGCUUUCAGAAAGGCACCAUCCCGUCCAGCGGAAGUCGGCACAAGCAGACUCGCAGACGCAACCAUCACCACCAUCAGCAGAGCCGCGGUCGCAGGCGGACGGGAAAGCAACUUUUCUUUGCUUUCAGAGAGAUGCUGUCAGAGUCCCUGAGCGUCUGGUGCAUUUCCUGCGUCCACAUGCUGAUUGAGAUUAUUGUGACAUUAACUCACAACUGUGGAGUGGGAGUGGAAAUGGGGGUCUUGAAACUUUACAACUGCGGGAAAAAGAUUAUUGUUAAGAUCACCGAUCUGCCUGGAAUGAAAGCAGACUUUAGCCGGGUUUUGAAGCAGAUGAAAUGCGCUGGAGCAGUCCUUUUGGACAAAACUGUAAGGACUCUUAAGUGGAUAAAGUCAUCCGUCUCCUCUUGCUUCAGACUAUUCUGCGCUUUAGUAAUUUUCAGUUUCCAGUGGGUGAAGGGGUUGCUGCUGCGUGUUGGUGGUGAGCGGGGUAAACGCUAUUGGACGGCUUUUCUUGAGUCGCGGGUCUGGAAGAGGCUGGUGUCUGUGCUGGAGAGAGUCCAGAGCUGGUUCAGGAAGUAUCGCAACACACCGUCAUCGCCAUCGUCGCCCGGCAGAGCCGGAAGAGGGGAACCAAUUCAGGAACUGGAGCGACUGCUGGCGCUGGCCGAGGUGCCAGAGGGGGAGCUUGACCCCUUCACGGUCCUGGGCGUGGAGGUGCAUGCCACAGAGACCGAGCUGAAGAAGGCCUACAGACAGCUGGCUGUCCAGGUCCAUCCAGACAAGAACAAACAUCCGCGAGCAGGAGAGGCGUUCAAGGUUCUGAGGGCAGCCUGGGAUAUUGUCAGCAACCCUGAGACACGACGAGAGUAUGAGCUGAAGCGCAUGGCAGCAACCGAGCUCUCAAAGUCCAUGAACGAGUUUCUCACUAAACUGCAGGAUGACCUGAAGGAAGCCAUGAACACCAUGAUGUGCACAAAGUGUGAAGGCAAGCACAAGCGGUUCGAGAUGGAUCGAGAUCCUGCUGAAGCCCGCUUCUGUGCUGAAUGCAGCCGUUGCCAUAGCGCCGAGGAGGGAGACCUGUGGGCCGAGUCCAGCAUGUUGGGCUUACGCAUCACGUACUUUGCUUGUAUGGAAGGGAAAGUGUAUGAUAUUACAGAGUGGGCAGGUUGCCAAAGAAUAAGCAUUUCCCCCGAUACCCACCGCGUCCCGUACCACAUCUCGUUUGGUUCAAAGAACAACAGCAGCGCCACACGACACAGGAGCCCCUCGGAGCACGCCACCGGCCCUUCAAACCCGGCUGACUUGCAGGACUUCUUCAACAGAAUGUUCAAGGGUGGACCGCCGAAUGACAUGGCUGCCAACGGCGGGGGCUUCUUUCCCUCAGGUCCGCCCCAUCACCACCCGGCCGGUGCUGGAGGUGCCCCUUUCUCCCCUCCCCCGGGUCAGACAGGUUUCUACAUGCCGGGGGGCCUUCGGCCAGAUUCCAGCGAGACGUGGCCCGACGGCGGCAAACCCCCCCGGAGGAGAAAGAAGGUCCGAAAACCCUUCCAGAGGUGAAGUCUGUUUACUCGAUAGUGUGUCAAAACCGGGACACGAUAAGAAAAUGGCCACGUUUGUCUCUCGCCUGCCUGUGGGCGUGCCAAGAUCUGAGUGUAAAGCUGCAGUCAGAUCCGCCAAGCAGAGAGGGACUGGAUCACGAAGAGGAACCGGUUGGGUGAAUCUCAGUGCUGAAGGCAGAGGAAGUGUCAGUGUCGGUGCUUUAUCUGUCAUUUCAUCCUGUUGUGUUGCUGGUCUCACUCAUGACUGUAGCCUUGACAACCGAGAUCCCUCUGAUGCCGCAAUGAAGCAUUUUCUUUUUUUUGAUAAUUUCCUGCCAAAUCCAUUACUGCAUGAUUUAUUCACUUUUUUUAACGCUUCAGUUUUCUUACUUCUCUUUUGUAUCAAGUUAAUUUUCCACUUAGGGCUCCGUGCCGAGAGAGAGAGAAACGGCAGAGGUGAGGGCGACGCUCAUUAAGAUUUAUAGCUGAGAAAUGAAGAAGAGGGCUUGUGCAGCUAAACGUGUCAGUGUUACUGUUGUUGUUAUUGCCACGUGUUUGUCGUUUUCUGCUUCUGGAGCAAAGCCUUGUCCAACCCAAACAGACGGGACGAAUCUGAACCACGCUAACGGGUCGCAACGACACACAACACGCCCGUUUCUUUGCUCUUGACCUCAUGUGGCUCAGGUUGUCGUUACGGUGUCCUGCAGACGUAUUUACACCCCUUGAACAUUUCUGAAUUUCAUUUUAUCGCGCUCUUAAACUACUAGGCAUUUUACUAGGAUUCCAUGUGAUGAACCAACACAAAUCAUUUUUUUAAUAAGUAAAAAACUCAAAAGUGUGGCGUACAGUUACAUUAACCCCCAGUCCAGUCAAACACACCACUGCAAAAACACAAAAUCUAAGUAUUUUUUGUCUAGUUUCUAAAGAAAAUAUCUUAGUACACUUGAAGUAAGAC